This is a messenger RNA of Cylicostephanus goldi, 572 nucleotides long. NCBI's taxonomy places the organism in Eukaryota, Metazoa, Nematoda, Chromadorea, Rhabditida, Strongylidae. The record is from the annotation of a GenBank genome assembly.
AUGUUCGGGGAUCUGCUUGUGAUCCUGCAUGGCGCAGCUCCACAGCGAGGGGCGUGGCAGGGCUACGGUAGCGCGCCGUGCAUCCCAAAUCCGCUUCACUCAUCAGCAUACAUGAUAGGCGUAAUGCAGAGGACGGAGUUAGUCGAUCUGGACGAACAAUCGCCAGCAUUUAGCGAGACCGUAGUUCGACAAUUCAGUACUGGGACUGCUUUCCGACCAGUCGGCCCUGGUACCAGUCCCGUACGAUUGGAGGAGUCUGUUUGCGCUGUAUGCGGCUACGAAAUCAAGGAUCAGUUCGUGCUUAGGGUUAGCAGAAGUUCUCUUCAUUACGUGGCCAAAAUAGAGAAACAUUUAGAUAAGCGUGAACAGCGUUCAGCAAAUGACAAACCCUCGAAUGCGCUUGCUCACGCACUUUGGCACUUUCUCACUAGGCUUCUGUUCAAAUCCAAAAAUGUCCAUAUUUGCUACUUUUAUUUACAAAUUCAAUUACUGAAGAGAACAGCAUUUUGCGUGCAUACGGAAAUAGAUUUCACCCCCACUGGCAAAAAUGCAAUCAGUUGCGAUUUUUGAAC